AUACCAAAGCACUUCGCAUUCUCAAUUUUGCAAAAUCCUCUCCCUUUUAGGUGUGGGAGUCUCUUGAAAGGCCUCUGGAAAAGAACAUUUACGCACUAGCAAAGUCGCAAUCCGAUGAUCACGACGGGCGAAUUAGGAUCUGGGUUCGAUGGUGAUGAAGCUACACGAGACGGACUUAGGGAUCCGAAUUCUGAUAACGAGAUUGUUGAUUUGGGUACUGUUGGCGGUGAUAAUGAAGGUAAUGAAUCUUCGGGUUCUAACAGAUUGUGCGAUACUUUCAUGGAUGAUUAUAUGGGAAUUGAAAAUCUCGACGAGGGAUUUGGGUGGGAGGAAUUGGAUCAAGCAAUUAAUGGAAGUGGAGGUUUGAUUAUGGCAAAUGAUUUAGUUGAGGAAUUAUCAAUGUCUUCGUCAAGUAUUUCAAACCUAAUAGAAGAAGUGGGAGGGGAACCAAUGGAAGAUUCAAUAAGUAAUCCUGAAUGGGAACUCUUGUUGGCUAUUAACUUUGAUAGUAAUUUAAAUGAGGAUUCUGUUAUGUUUGAUGCUGAUUAUGAUACAUUUUUAGAGCAGUUAGUGGAUAAUGAGAUUGACUGGAGGGGAAGUCCACCAGCUGCGAAAAAGGUAGUGGACAAUCUUCCAUUGGUGGACUUCAAAAGUGGGGAUUUGGUUUCUGUAGUUUGUGCUAUUUGCAAAGAUGAGGUUUUGGAAGGGGAGAAAGUAAACAAGUUGCCUUGUUGUCAUUAUUAUCAUGGUGACUGCAUUGUGCCUUGGUUGAGGAUAAGGAACACUUGUCCUGUCUGUAGAUAUGAGUUGCCCACUGAUGAUCAAGACUAUGAGAGUAGAAGCAGGAGUCGGAGGACACAGAGAAGUGCAAGUGGGAUCUCCAUGGAUCCUACCAAUUAAUGGGUAUAAUUUUUGACAUGUUGGCUUAUCUUUCAGAAUUUUAAACUGGAGUUAAUAGUUUUGCUUUCUAAAUAUUUGGAUUUUGAUGUCUUAUGCAUUUUAAAGGUUUUGCUUUUAUAAGGCAUUCAAUAUUUCUGAAUGGGAAUGCAUUCAAUUGACUGAAUUAUGUUUAAGCUGGGUUUUUCUGAUGACUAAUAGUCAAAUUGUAUGGAUAUAUCAAGUAUAAUCAAGUUUAAUAAAUAAUGUUUUUUCUUAA
Jatropha curcas is the source of this 1156-nucleotide messenger RNA. RefSeq lists its product as uncharacterized. Gene Ontology annotation, molecular function: ubiquitin protein ligase activity. The record is from RefSeq and is a predicted model, not a curated record. Gene Ontology annotation, biological process: protein ubiquitination. Gene Ontology annotation, cellular component: cytoplasm. Lineage: Eukaryota; Viridiplantae; Streptophyta; Magnoliopsida; Malpighiales; Euphorbiaceae.